GUGUGUAUAUAUAAUAGGUUUGCAUUGUGAACUAAGAGUUAUUUAUUGAAAUAGAGACUUAGACCGGUUAGCCGAGACAAUUCCCAAGCCGAAGGGCGCCAUGCUCGAAUUUGGCCUACCGAAAUGGAAGAUGAUGCCUCUAGAACAUAAGAUACCUAUGAUACCCGGACCCAAGGAUGCUUACAAUUUCACACGAUGUAAGGUAGGAAAGAAUCUGUGGGAAAUAGACGGACCGAGGAUGGAGUUUGAUCUGAAUGAUCCUUAUUGCCAUGAGAGCGGAUUCUUCUAUGAACCCCUGCACGAUAAGCAUCUACACGAUUUUUUCUCUAGGCCGGCUAACUUGAAGUGUCUACUAAAAGCCGGUCUUAUUACAGCCGAUAUGGACGUGAAAUGUUCGCUGCGCGAUUAUAACACCUACAGAAAAUAUUUGAGAAAAGUAUACACUGACCGUAUCAGAAGGGAACUGAAAAAAAGAAAUCGUUUAUUCAUCGAAAGGAGAGCCCUUUGUUUCGCCGAGGACCAAGCGCGUAAAGAAGCGAAAAGAUUAAAAGAAAGAGAGAAGUUAGCCAAAGAUAGGCAGCGACGUGUGCAGCAGCGAUUGUUACAAAAAGAAUUAAGAAUCCAGAAGCAAAGAGAAAGAGCGCGUAAAACGGAGCAAAGAUUGCAGUUAUUAAAGUUCAUUAAGCAAGAAGAACAAAGACUGUUAAAUAUUAAGCGUAAAAAGCGGGCCGAGCAAACCCGGCAAAAAUGCAAAAUCGCGGCGGAGAUUGCUCGACGCAAAGUAAUCGAUGUUUUGGUAGACUGGAAAAAAAAAGACAAGGGGCGAGAGAAAGCCAAAAACAUGCGGCUAAUAGACAUUAAACAACAAAAGCAAAAAAUCAUAGAAGAAAGAUGGAAAAAAAGACAGUACUUCCAAGAAAAGGAUAUUGCGAAACAAAAAACAUUAUUACAAUGUAUAGAUAUUCGCCGACAGAAAUUUAUACAGAAUUAUAAUGACACAAUCAAUAAAGAAACCGCAAGAAUGCAAAGACUUUUGGAUAAUGCUAAGUUAUUUACAAACUGUUACAUUCAAAGAUAUUCACCAGAUGGAAGAGAACGUAUUUGCUGUAAGAAAUAUUUUGAGAGUAAUAAGGAUGGAAAAGAAGAUGAACUAAGAAAUAACUCUCAAACUUCGAUAAAUUUUAUGUCACAAUUUAUAAAACAAAGAACACACAAGUUAAAUGCAAAUAAUAAAUACCAAAAUGCAAUCCAAAAGGUUGAACAUAUUGCAAGCACAAAUCGUAACAAGGUCAAAUAUCAUGCACGGAAAAACAAUUAAAAAAUUGUGAUACAAACAAAAAUUAUACAUACAUGUCAUAAAGACAGAAAAAUUUUAUACGUCGUUAACAAUUUUACGAGAUAAAUAUCAGUACCGUUUCAUUAAAACCAAUAAACAGUAAGUUUGAAAUUAUAUUAUAUAUGUUAAAUUAUAUUAACAAUAGCCC
Molecule: messenger RNA, 1484 nt
Organism: Formica exsecta
Lineage: Eukaryota; Metazoa; Arthropoda; Insecta; Hymenoptera; Formicidae
Product: fibrous sheath-interacting protein 2
Exons: 6
Coding region: 101-1318 (405 amino acids)
Source: RefSeq, a predicted model, not a curated record